UUUCACAGAAAAUCCUUAGAGCUCGCCGCACUGCGAGAUCAGCACGGGCAGCUUCGGCUUAUUAUCCGAACCGGCCUGGACGGCCUCGAUCUUGUGCACGACCAUCAUGGAGACGGCGUCGAGCACUUUCCCGAAGACGACGUGCUUCCCGUCGAGCCACUCGCACUUGCCACAGGUAAUAAAAAACUGACUGCCGUUCGUGUCCGGUCCACUAUUCGCCAUGGACAGCAACCCCGGCCCGGAGUGCCUCAGGUUGAAAUUCUCAUCUGCGAAUGACUCGCCAUAUAUGGAAAUACAGCCCGUCCCGUCCCCUUUGAGAAUAUCCCCCCCUUGGAUCAUGAACUCCUUGAUGACGCGGUGGAAGGGCGUCUUCAAGUACCCGGCCGGCUGCGAACCUCGCGUGAACUCGCCGGUGCACAUCCUCCGGAAAUUCUCCGCGGUUUUUGGCGUCUCGUCAGAAAAGAGCUCCAUCUUGAUGCGGCCACUGGGAACUCCACCUAUAGUAAUGUCGAAGAACACCACCGGAUUCCCUCGCGCGAUGGCGUCCAACACUAUCGGGUCGGCCAUGGUGACGCUCAUGGUUGCUAGUCAAAGUGCGUCGGCGGCUGUUUUACAGUUACGGCGCAGCGACGGCGUGCGGCGAUCUGUAUCGCGCGGCGCCGUCGCUUACGGCGCUACGGCGCUGCGACGUGUGCGGCGAUGUAUCACGUCGCGCGGCGUACGCAGCGACGCGGGCAGUGGGCACAGCUUGGCAGCGACUUCGAUUCACGCCACGCAAUUGCUGGUGCUUGCUCACAGCUGCAGCGAGACACGGGAAAACGAAUCCUAUCGAGCGCAGGACCGCCGAGCGGUCAGCUAGCCAGCAAUCCUGGCCUUGGCG
Molecule: messenger RNA, 880 nt
Organism: Pelagomonas calceolata
Lineage: Eukaryota; Pelagophyceae; Pelagomonadales; Pelagomonadaceae
Source: the annotation of a GenBank genome assembly